Scatophagus argus is the source of this 4956-nucleotide messenger RNA. RefSeq names its product retinoblastoma-like 1 (p107) (gene rbl1). The coding region runs from base 185 to 3403 and encodes 1072 amino acids. Gene Ontology annotation, molecular function: RNA polymerase II transcription regulatory region sequence-specific DNA binding. Gene Ontology annotation, cellular component: nucleus; chromatin; transcription regulator complex. The transcript has 22 exons. Gene Ontology annotation, biological process: regulation of transcription by RNA polymerase II; cell differentiation; negative regulation of G1/S transition of mitotic cell cycle. Lineage: Eukaryota; Metazoa; Chordata; Actinopteri; Scatophagidae. The record is from RefSeq and is a predicted model, not a curated record.
GUCGCUGCCCUGCAGUUUUCGCGCCAACGCGCUGCAUUGUGGGGAUGGGUAGCGGAAGUCCGACGGUCGUGGGGAGGCUGUUGUUGUUUCUAUUCGGACACGGGGGAGUCGUGUUUUGGUUUUUAGGAUUUAACUCCGGGGGGACUUUAAAGUUGGCUGAAACGGAAACUCAAAGUUUGUACGAAUGCGGGGCGAAGAGUCGUCGGAUUCCGAGUCGGGGAGGAUGGAGGAGAGUUCAGUCCGGAGGAGUUUGGAGACGUUGUGUCAGGAGCUGAACAUGGACGAGCAGACCGCCACUGAAGCCAUGGAGAACUUCACUGCCAUAUGGAACACGUACACGCUGGAGGGGGAGGUGGUCCACUGGUUGGCCUGCUCGCUGUACGCCGCCUGCAGGAAGGGAUCCACUCCCACAGUGGGGAAAGGCCUGAUGGAGGGAAACUGCGUCUCCCUCACCAGGAUCCUUCGCACCGCCAAACUCAGUCUGAUCCAGUUCUUCUCCAAGAUGAGGAAGUGGGCCGACAUGUCCAACCUGCCGCAGGACUUCAGGCUGCGCAUGGAGCGACUGGAGCGCAACUUUGAGGUUUCCACCGUGAUUUUCCGCAAGUUUGAGCCCAUCUUCAUGGACAUGUUUCAGAACCCGCAGGGAGGGGAGCCGCCACGGCAACCACGCAGCAGGAAGCACAGGCGACUCCCCUGUCACAUCAGUGAUGUGUUCAAGUUCUGCUGGACUCUGUUUGUUUACACCAAAGGUAACUUCCGUAUGAUCGGCGAUGACCUGGUGAACUCGUACCACCUGCUGCUCUGCUGUCUGGACUUGGUGUUUGGGAACGCUGUGCUGUGUGCCAACAGGAAGGACCUCAUCAACCCGACGUUCAGAGGUCUGCCUGCUCUGUACCGCGCUGACGGCCAUGUUUGCCCAGACGAGCCUCCUCCCUGUGUGUUGGAACGGCUGUGCGAGCUGCACGACGGGCUGGUGGUGGAGGCCAAAGGCAUCAAGCAGCACUACUUCAAGCCCUACAUACAGAAACUGCUCCAGAAACAGAUCCUGAAAGGCAGCGAGGAGCAUUUGACAGAACUGUUGGAUCCUCAGAACUUCAUCGAUAACAAUAAAGCCAUAAACAGGGAGUAUGAGGAGUACGUGUUGACGGUGGGAGAUUUUGAUGAGCGAGUGUUUCUGGAAGCUGAUGCAGACGAGGAGAUCGGGACCCCGAGGAAGGUCACCCAGGAACCAUCUGCGAGCCAGAUGACCACUCAGAACCACCUGCAACAACACGUAGAGAAGUCUGGCUCUCUCGCCCCCUCCACCCCUCUCACAGGGCGAGUCUACCUGAAGGAGAAGGACCUGCUGGUCACGCCUGUCUCCUCGGCGACGCAGAGCGUCAGCCGGCUGCAGAGCAUGGUGGCCGGGCUGAGGACGGCGCCCAGCGACCAGUUGAUGCAGAUCAUCAGGUCGUGUUCCAGAGAUCCCACAGAGUCCAUACUGACCAGAGUGAAGACGCUGGGACAAACCUUCAAAGAACAUUACACCAACGACUCGGAGGACAUGCCGGGCUCUCACAUGGACUUUGCCGAGAACCGUCUGAAGCUGGCUGAGAUCCUGUACUAUAAGAUCCUGGAGAACGUGAUGGUUCAGGAGACCAAACGGCUGCACGGCAAAGACAUGAGCAUGUUACUGGAGCAGGACAUCUUCCACUGCUCCCUGAUGGCCUGUUGUCUGGAGGUGGUGUUGUUCUCCUACAGCUCCCAGAGAACCUUCCCCUGGAUCAUCAACAUCUUCAAACUGGCCCCAUUCUACUUUUUUAAGGUGAUUGAGGUGUUUAUCCGCUCAGAGGAAGGCCUGUCCAGAGACAUGGUGAAGCAUCUGAACCAGAUCGAGGAGCAGGUUCUGGAGAGCCGAGCGUGGAGCGCAGACUCUGCCCUGUGGAGCGCCUUGCAGGCUGCAGGGAACAAAGUGCCCACAGUGGAGGAGGUGAAUUUUUCCUCCAGUCUUGACACGGGAUCUGGUUCUGGUUCUGGUUCUGGUUUGGCCAGUGGAGGUCAGUCCCACCUGCCUCUGGUCGCCCUCUCUCCUAUCAUCCACCCCCGCAUCAGGGAGUUCAGAACAGGCCUGGGCAGCGCACGCAAAGAUGUUCCUCCAUCUCCAUUGUCGGUCCAUGACCGGUACAGCUCCCCAGCAGCCGGCAGCGCUAAGCGGCGGCUCUUUGGCGACGACCCUCCCUCGUCGGGGGCGGCAGCCAGCUUCAGCCCGCUGUCGUCACCGGCCAAAAGGCUGACGUUCGGCUCGAGCAGCACGCUGAAGAUCGGAGCACAGAACACCCAGACCACCGUCCUGAGUAUCCCGCUGCAAGGCAUGAGUAACGACCGCACUAUCACACUGAUCCCGGUUUCGCCGUGCGACUCCUCUGGUGCCAUCAACGCUCAGUUCCUGCUGACUGCCUCCCCGAGCCGCAUCGCCUCCCCGAGCCGCAUCGCCUCCGUGCCCAUGACCUCUGACCCCCACACAGGAAGUGGUCGGCCGCGGCGAACCGGAUCACUCGCUCUGUUCUUCAGGAAGGUGUAUCACCUGGCCAGUGUGCGUCUGAGGGAUUUGUGUGUGAAGCUGGACAUCUCGUCAGAGCUGCGAGGGAAAAUCUGGACGUGUUUUGAACACACUCUGGUCCACUGCACUGACCUGAUGCGGGGCAGACACCUCGACCAGCUGCUGCUGUGCAGCAUCUACAUCAUAUCCAAAAUCACCAAAGAGACUCACACCUUCCACGACAUCAUGAAGUGUUACCGCAGCCAACCACAGGCCAGCAGCCAUGUGUACCGCAGCGUCUUACUGCGUCACACUCCCAGAGAGCAGGUGGCUGAUGAGAACAUGGAGGUGGAUCCUGUUUCGGGAGGCGAAUCUGCAGAGAAAACCAGUCAGGCAUCAGGAGAAGGAGAAAACGCCAACCAAUCAGGGGAGGAGGAACGAGGUGACCUCAUCCAGUUCUACAACGGCGUCUUCGUCGUGAAGGUCAAGAGCUUCGCACUGCGAUACGCCACCAACGACAACCGGGCGGACGCUCCUCCUCUGUCUCCGUUCCCGUCGGUUCGGGCUCAGCCUCUGUCACCUCGUCGUGUCUCUCAGAGACACUCGCUGUACGUCUCCCCUCACAAGAACUCUGCAGGAAGCCUCACGCCGAACUCGUACACCUACAGGAUCAACAGCAGCCCAUCCAAGGAGCUGUCAGACAUCAACCGGAUGAUCCGGCAGGGCUGCGUGAGCAGGAAGCGGGCCUUCACCAUGGAGGGGGACGUGAUGAUGUCAUCAGCGUGCGACUCCCCCAGCAAGAGGGCGUGUCCGGAGAACGGCAGCAGCCCGGACGUGCUGCUGAAGCGCCUGCAGGACGUCGUGUCGGAGCGGCAGAGCCACUGAAGACUCAAAGCCUCAAGGUCCAGAACUGUUGGUCCCAGUUAACAGCAGGAGGAGACUUUUGUCCCUCCGUUAUGACCUGAGGGUCAGCAAAUAACGGCAGCAUUCGUGUCAUUCAGUUUCAUCCAAAGCAGCUCGUAGUUCCACUUCGAGUCCCAAGCACAAACGUCUGACUUUGUUACGGUGAUGAUGUGUCCGACCUCAGGGACGGCCGACGCCAUUCGCAGAGACGCUUCACUUGUUUCACGUUUCCGCUCGGUUUAAUCUCCGCUCUGUGCUGCACUCAGUGGGAUUAAAGUCUUUAAUCCCACGUGGUUUGUCAGAGCCGCCCUGCUGAGCGUCGCGGCUCAGGCAGGUUUUCAGGCUGUGUGCAGUUUACCCUUCAGUCACUUAAAGGAGCAUUUCGCAUGUUUUUAUUCACUCACUAACAACGUGAUUAAAACACCGCGUUGGCCUGAACACAAGACAACUCUGAUUAAUCGAUAACGGCGAGUUCUCCAGCACCUGUUGUGGGAGAAACACCUCUGAAGACACUAACGUUUUUCACAGGAAGCUGAAAUACUUCCAUGACAGCAGAAUGUGAAUCCUGAAAUUAUUUUUUCUGGCACUUUGUGAGAUGUUAACCAAACGCUUUUAGACCCGACUCUGACAUACCAUAAACAGACAAAUUACCCACAAUUCCACACUCCGACUGAAGGAGCUGCUGUCACUGCUGACCCCCUGCAGGGUCACAGCCACUCGUUCGGUUCGGGUCCCCGCGGUAUAAACUCGUUACCAGCUCGCAGUCGGACGACCUUCGUCAGGCUUUCCUCACAUUUUACUGGAGUGCAAAUCGAAAAUUGCGUUGCCGUGACAACAGUGCAGCGAGCGUGUUUUUAUUGACGAUCAAACCUCCCGCUGUGGCUGUGUUGGUGUGUUUUCUGGUCACGCGCACACACAGAAACGACAGUAUUGAAACUCACACUGGAGACUUCAGGGAUUACAAAAAAGUUGGGAUGUUUAAAAAGAUUAGACAAACAAAAUCAGUCAAACCCCAAGUGUGUGUGUGUGUGUGUGUGUGUGUGUGUGUGCGUGUUUGUGUGUGUGUGUGUUUGUUCUUUAACAGGAUGUGACAAAUCAGGCUCUGUUGUACAUUUUAAACACGUCCUCUUCAGUAUUUGCUGGUCUCCACUUUUAGAAAAGAGUUUAUUAUGAGGGAAAACUAAUUUUAUUCUUUUACUAAAUAAUUUUAGCGUUUGCUUUUAAUCUGUGCUUUCUGUGGUUAUGAACCACUCGAUGUUGUAUGAUGCUGUAAUGACUUCAUGCAGAUGAGAAAGUGGUCCGUCUGAGCAGCGUUUGUGUGCCCGAGUGUGUAGUAUCUACACAGUGCGACUCCACACGGGUCCUCGUCUCCUGUUGUGUUCACGGACCGUUUGCUAAAAGCACAGCGACUAAACGUGAGAAUACAGUAAAAAGCAGUCUGUAGCAAAAAGCAGCAGGGGAGAAGUUUGUGUCACUUUGUAUUUUCUACAAACAAGAAAUUUGUACAAUAAAACUUUCUCUGAGCCCCCAGCGUU